Molecule: messenger RNA, 442 nt
Organism: Bufo gargarizans (Asiatic toad)
Lineage: Eukaryota; Metazoa; Chordata; Amphibia; Anura; Bufonidae
Product: hemoglobin heart muscle subunit alpha-type-like
Exons: 3
Coding region: 1-411 (136 amino acids)
Biological process (GO): hydrogen peroxide catabolic process; oxygen transport
Cellular component (GO): haptoglobin-hemoglobin complex; blood microparticle; hemoglobin complex
Molecular function (GO): peroxidase activity; oxygen carrier activity; organic acid binding
Source: RefSeq, a predicted model, not a curated record
AUGGCGCCAUCAGAUGCUGAGAAGGCGGCUUUGGAGCCCUUGUUUGUGAAGAUUAACGCUGACGCUGAGAAGAUUGGAGGUGAAGCCAUGGAGAGUCUCUUCCAGCACCAUUCAGACACCAAGUCCCACUUCACUCACAUGGACGUGACCCCCGCCAGUCAGGAUCUGAAGACACAUGGAGGGAAGAUCAUCCACGCCAUUAAUGAUGCCCUCAACCACUAUGGAAAACUGCAGGAGAACUUGGCCACACUGCGGGAGAUGCACACCAACAAGCUGAAGCUCAGUGUGGACACCAUCAAGCUUCUGUGUGGUUGUCUCCUGGAGGUCAUCGUCAAGCAUUUCCCAGAUGUGGACAAGUCGGCCUGUGACAAGUUCCUCAAUGAGGUUGCGGUUGCCCUGAUCUCCAGCUGACCGGGAGGAUUCUUCUCAGAUCUAUGUCCAU